AUGACGGCAAUCACGAAACGACAUCUCCUACUGUUUGGAGACCAAACAGUAGAGAAGCUCACCUCGAUACGAGCGCUGGUUUGCAAUGCAAAGACUUCUCCUGCGGCCAAAAGAUUUCUCCAGGAGAUCACGGAUGUAAUACAGAUCGAGUUUUCUACCCUAAGCAAGAGCGAGCAUGGCUGGACAGGAACUUUUGACACACUCCUCGGAUUGGCGGAAGAAAAUGACGAACAGAACGGUGCCAAUACCUUGGUGUCAACUGUGCUGAUGUGUAUCGGGAGGCUUGGAGAGCUGGUCGUUCAUGCCGAGAGAAAUUCUACUAUUCUGGGAACACCAGAGCGUCCUGUCGAAAUACUAGGCUUUUGUACUGGCCUUUUACCUGCUGCAGUAGUAGUAGCUGCCAAGGACACAUCAGAACUACACACUCUGGCUCGCGAGAUUGUCCAAGUCACAUUUCGCAUGACACGGGAAAUAGUUCGCCAGACGAAAUUAGUCGAGGACAGUUCAGGGGACUGGGCGAGAACCUAUAUUGGGAUAACCCGGGAGAAAAUGGAGUCUAUUCUUGACGAUUUCCACACAAGCAAUAGCAUUCCCCCUACCAGACAGAUAUCUGUUGGCGUUGUAUCAGAGAAAUGGACAACAAUUAUCGGUGCACCAUCAUCACUAACCCGAUUAUCGAGCUGGUCUUCUGAGAUUCAGUCGGCAUCACAUGCAAAAACAGACAUAGGCGCUCUUAUUCACUCCAAGGUCCUGCCCCCGAUUGACCUUGAAAAGCUACUAGCUCCUUUCUCUUGGAGGGACAGGGUGCUUGACUGGACAAAGGCGAGGAUGCUAUCUCCUGCGUCUGGUAUUGAUUAUACAAACAGCUCCCUCGGCUCACUUGUUGGUCAAAUAAUUAACGAUAUAGCAAGCAAUGCGCUUCUUAUCGAUGAAACCAUUCAGGCUUGCAUUUCUCGAUUAGAUAAGACGACCACAUUCAGUGUUACUGUACCUGGCCCGACGGGUUAUCUGCCGGCAGUUGAACAGGCUUUCAGAUCAUCCAAAGUCCAGUACGAGCUGAAUAAACAGGCGACGGAUGCCACAGGUUCUGGCCGAGGUGGAUCUGAUAUGAUUGCAAUCAUCGGCAUGAGUGGAAGAUUCCCAGGUACCAACAGCCCCGAAGAAUUCUGGGACGAUGUGCUGGCUGCAAACUGUCACAUUGAGAGUGUUCCGAAAAGUCGCUGGGAUCUUGAUGUCUUCUUUGACCCAGAUGACAAGUCAACGAGGAAGAAUGCAACCACCGCAAUGCAUGGGGCUUGGCUUGAGAGCCCUGGACUCUUUGACAAUCGGUUGUUUAAUAUGUCACCGCGCGAGGCCUCGCAAGCUGAUCCGAUCCAUCGAUUACUACUGACGACGAGCUAUGAAGCCCUUGAAUCAGCAGGCUAUUCGCCUGAUGGCACUAUAUCAACUGAGAGCAAUCGAAUUGCCAGCUUUUUUGGACAAACAUCGGCCGACUGGCAAGAUGUAUUAAACCAAGAGGGCAUUGAUAUUUACUAUAUUCCAGGCGUAGGAAGAGCGUUCGCUUCUGGGAGAGUGAAUCAUCACUUCAAAUGGGGCGGCACUUCUCUUUCGGUCGAUGCCGCCUGUGCUACCGGUAUUGCCACAGUCAGUCUCGCCGUCUCCGCCCUGCUUGCGCGUGAGUGUGACAUGGCUUUGGCUGGUGGAGGCGCGGUCCAUGUUUCUCCAAACACAUAUUCUGGGCUUAGCAAAGCUGGCAUGGUAUCAACCACUGGAGGCUGCCGAACCUACCAUGAUGAUGCCGACGGCUAUGUGCGGGGCGAAGGAGUCGGUGUUGUUGUGCUAAAGAGGCUGGAAGAUGCAGUGGCAGAAAAUGAUAACAUCUUGGGAGUUGUCAGGGCCGCGGCACAGACAUACACAUCAACCUCGUCAUCCAUCUUGCAUCCUAGCCACGUUUCUCAAGAGCGCAUCUAUAGAGAGGUAUUGCAUCAGUCAGGCCUCCAGCCUCAAGAUAUUGACUACGUUGAGAUGCACGGCACGGGAACUCAAGCUGGCGACGUGGAAGAAAUGACAUCUGUCAUUAAUGUGCUUGCCAAGGGCCAUACCAAGAAUGAGCCUUUGACAGUUGGUGCAGUGAAAGCCGUGGUCGGCCACGGUGAAGCAGCUGCAGGUGUUACUUCACUCAUCAAAGCGCUUAUGAUGCUCCGUGACGGCCUCAUUCCCGCUCAACCAGGAUGGCCAUUCAAAGUCAAUCGCAACUUCCCCUCCUUGGCCAAGGCCAACGUCCGGAUUGCAACAAAGACGUUGGAUCUCAAGCCCAGCUCCAAACCUGACAAAAAGGCCAAGAUUCUGAUCAACAGCUUUGGCGCAUCGGGCAGCAACAGCUGUGUGAUUGUAGAGGAGCCACCUGAAAUCUCAGAAAAACAAGAAGAUCCUCGAGGCUUCCAUGUUGUUACUUUAUCCGCAAGGAGUGCCUUUUCUCUGAAGAAGAACCGAGAAAAUCUGAUCGACUACCUGGAGCGAAAACCCGAGACAAGACUUGUGGACUUGGCUUACUCAACAACAGCACGACGCAUGCAUGAAACGCUCCGCAUAGCCUACGUCGGCACCAGUGUCCGAGACGUUGUUCGUCAGCUACGACAUGAUGCCACUAACGGAGGUCCAAACGAUCCCAAGUCGAAGAUAAAGAAGUCUCCGCGUCUCUUCUUGUUUACAGGACAGGGAUCGCAGUAUGCAGGCAUGGGCGCCGAAUUAUUUGCCGCCGAUAAAGGCUUUGCAGAGUUGCUAGGAACCUACCAAGAUAUGGCUACAAAUCUCGGGCUUCCCGAAUUUGUAGACUUAAUCCGCAACAAAGAGAUUGACUUGACAACAAAGUCGCCUGCCCAAGUACAACUGGCAGUAGUAGCGUUGGAGAUUGCGAUUGCCCACACGCUGAAGAAAUGGGGUGUAUUCCCUGAUGCUGUCCUUGGUCACAGCCUCGGAGAGUAUGCAGCGCUCGCCGUGUCCGGUGCUCUGUCAGUCGCAGAUGCACUUUACCUCGUUGGAAAGCGUGCUUUGCUUAUGGAAAAGCAUCUCGAACCUCAUACAUAUGCCAUGCUUGUCACCAGCUUGAGCGCCGAAGAUCUCCAACAAAGGAUUGUGGAACUGAAGCUUGAAUCAUGUGGCAUCGCGUGUGUUAAUGGACCUUCUGUGGCAGUGGGUAGCGGUCCGGUCAAUGAUCUGAAGAAACUGGAACAGCAUCUUUUGGACGCAAACGACACCAAAUCAACGUUCCUUAAGGUCCCCUUUGGCUUCCACUCGGCUCAAGUCGAGCCGAUUCUCGAGGAGUUUGAGAAGAUCGCUAACGGUGUUACAUUCUCCAAUACUCAUACUACUUUUGUGUCUAGUCUUACGGGAACGACUGAGUCAUCUGUUUCACCUGCAUAUUUGUCUAGGCAGACGAGGGAAUCUGUUCAAUUUACCAAGGCUCUUGAAGCUUGUGAGGCAGCAGGCUUGAUAGGAGGAAAUAGCCUUACCAUGGAGAUUGGGCCGGAUCCAGUCUGCCUUAGCCUGGUUCGCAGAACUCUCAAUAUUCCUGCGUCGGCAAGGCUUAUCCCGUCCUUGAAGUCGGGACAAGACAACUGGAGCACCAUCUCGACCGCACUGAAAGCUGCGUACGAAACUGGCGUUAACGUCAAUUGGCCGGAAUUCCAUAAGGGCUUCAAAAACUCUGUUCGCCUACUUGAUCUUCCCACAUACGCAUUCGAGUACAAAGACUUUUGGACGCCAUACCAAGAGCUUGAACCAGUGCAAACAACAGCUCCUUCUCCAGUUGUCGAAAAAGUUCAACCUCCGAAAUAUCCUGGCUUUACAUCUACUUCCUCGGUGCAACGGAUCGAGUCAGAAAGUAUUCAAGGCAGCAAGAUUACGGUUGUAUAUUCUUCCGAAACGUCAGAACCUGCCCUCCUUCAGGCUAUUCAAGGUCACUCCGUAGUUGGCCGAACAAUAUGCCCAAUGGUCGUAUACUGCGAUAUGGCCAUAGCAGCAACAAAAUAUGCGUAUUGGAGAUUACACGACACAAAGCAGACGCCCGAUCUGUCAAUAUACGAUAUGGAGAUGGCCAGGGCGUUGGUGAUUGAAGAAAGAGGCUCGAGACCCGUCAUCAACAUAAGAAACAUCUACAAUCAAGAUCAAGGUUUCGCCCGUGUAACGUUUUAUUCAAUCACGCCCGAGGGCAAAGAGAUUGCUUAUGGAGCCUGCAAGGUCAAGGUAGCCAAGGGUGUUGCCCAGAAGAACUCCCCCCAGCAACUAGAUUUCCUCCUUCGGUCGCGAAUGGUGACUUUACAGGAAUAUUCCAAGAACCGCAGAGCUCAUGCGUUCUUGAAGCCCGUCGUUUACAGGCUAUUUGCUAAUGUGGUUGGCUAUGGUGAGGCCUAUCAGGGACUCGAAGAGGUCGUGGUCGAUACUAGGGGCAGUGAUGGAAUGGGCACUGUCAGACUACCGCAGAGUGACAGCACCGGCUAUUUCACUCUCGAUCCAUACUUGAACGACGCAGCCAUACACUUGUGUGGAUUUUUAGUUAAUAGCGGACUGAAUUAUCCGGAAGACGAUGUUUUCAUUUGUCCCGGAUUCCAGUCGUGGCGCUUUUUCGAAACUCUCCACCCCGGGAAGGCGUACUCUACUUAUGUUUACAUGCAAGAAUCAGCCUCCAACGAUGGCUCCAUGUUGGGCAAUUGCUAUGUCCUUGAUGGAGAUCGGAUUGUCCAGGAACUAGUGGGCAUAAAGUUUCAGAAGAUGAAGCGAGCCGUGCUGCAGUUGUCUCUUACGAAGACUACUACGAUCUCAACCACGGAAGUCCAAGCCUCCGACGACUCUGCUUCAGCCGGUACCAACACCCCUGAAGCCUCAGAUUCGGAGAUCAUUGACACUCUACUCUCCAUCGUAGCUCGCGAGAUUGGAGUAAACGUAGACGAGAUGUUGGAUGAAACAGCUUUUAUAGACCUUGGGGUUGAUUCAUUAGUUGCUGUUACUAUUUUCACCACAUUGGAACGAGAGGUGGGAUUGAAGCUCCAGGCAUCCUUUUUUGUUGAGCAUACAACAGUUGGAGAUGUGAAACGUGCAUUGCACGAGAGGCUCUGA
Molecule: messenger RNA, 5115 nt
Organism: Trichoderma breve
Lineage: Eukaryota; Fungi; Ascomycota; Sordariomycetes; Hypocreales; Hypocreaceae
Product: starter unit:ACP transacylase in aflatoxin biosynthesis domain-containing protein
Exons: 4
Coding region: 1-5115 (1704 amino acids)
Biological process (GO): fatty acid biosynthetic process; secondary metabolite biosynthetic process
Molecular function (GO): fatty acid synthase activity; 3-oxoacyl-[acyl-carrier-protein] synthase activity; phosphopantetheine binding
Source: RefSeq, a predicted model, not a curated record